Molecule: messenger RNA, 5671 nt
Organism: Eleginops maclovinus (Patagonian blennie)
Lineage: Eukaryota; Metazoa; Chordata; Actinopteri; Perciformes; Eleginopidae
Gene: znf512
Product: zinc finger protein 512
Exons: 15
Coding region: 37-2571 (844 amino acids)
Molecular function (GO): zinc ion binding
Source: RefSeq, a predicted model, not a curated record
CUGUUUUCAACGGUGCUUUCUGCAGGGUUUCCUAGCAUGGACCCUGCUCCCAUUGGAGGGGCUAUGUCACCUCUGUAUGUGCCGAGAAAGAGAAAAUCAGUCCAGUCCCAACCUAGAAGCGGAGUGCCAUGUCCAGUUGUUCAGCGAAUACCUGAGAGAACGUGUGACUUAAAUUCAGCUGGAUAUCCCAAGAAUGACGAGUCUGAAGCCCAGGACGCUCUAAAGAUGAAGAGAACUUACGGUAGAAAAAGGUAUGAGGACCUGCAGAGCGUUCCCAUAGUGACAGUAGACUACCCAACCACCAGCUGCUCCGUGAUGUCAUCAGGGGGCCUGGCCAAUGGGGCAGACCUAGACUCCAUGGCCCCGCCCACUGCCAGGCUGCCUCCGAGACUGUCGGCAAAGGACAUGUGGCCCCAAGGCCCCGAGAGCAGCAGGGAGCCGCCCCCGCCUCAGGACCACAGCUGGAACUCCGGCAGGGACAGGGGCCCCGACGCCUGGGCCCCGGGUCGGGACCGGCCCCAGGAGCAGGUCUGGAGCACUGGUAGGGACAGAGUGGCACAUUCAAGCCAGGACCAGACCUGGAUACCUGGCCGGGACAGGGGCCACACCGGAGCGGAGCCGGAGUGGAUGACAGGCCGGGACAGGGGCCCCGAGCAGGGCUGGGCGGCAGAGAGAGACCGGGGACCGGAUCAGGCCUGGAACGCAGGAAGAGAUCGGGGAGCCUCGGAGCAGGGAUGGGGGACCGGCCGGAGCCAAGACCCCGGCUGGAGCAACACAAGCCGAGACAGAGGGCCCGUCUGGAGACCCGACUUGAACAUGAAGAAAGUCCAGAGGGUGGAGGUGGAGCGAAGUCCUCCGGUCAAUAACUUCUCCCAGCCAGCAGAGUGCAGAGACUCCUGUUCAGAUGCAGCCAGUGUGGAUGAGGCCUCGACUGCCCCGCCCAGCGAGGAUCAGAAACACCCCGUCCUCUCCACCAAGAAGGAGCCCCCUACCUACCCUCCAGGAAGUCAAGAGGAGCGCUGGCAGCUGCAGAUCGUGGCCAAAGGCAGAGUGACCUGUCCCAAGUGUAAGAGUGUGAGCAGGAAGACGGUGGAGGGGCUGAAGAAGCACAUGGAGAACUGCAGGCUGCAACCGUUUACCUGUCAGCACUGUGGGAAACAGCUGAAGUCUUCUACAGGGAUGAAGUAUCACAUCAUGGCCGACCACAGCCAUCUGCCGUCAGCAGAAGACGCAAAGGGCCUGGAUGAUCGUGCCAUCAAAGACAAACUGCGCAAAAUCCUGAAGAGGCUGGGCAAGUUAAAAUGCUCUAAAGAGGGCUGCAGUGCCGCGUUCACCAGCAUCAUGGGCUACGUUUACCACAUGAAGAAGUGUGGGAAGGAGGAGUCGGAGCUGGAGAAGAUGCUGCUCAACUGCUCCCACUGCGGGAAGACGUACAAGUCAAAGGCCGGGCUGGAGUACCACCUGAAGUCCGAGCAUGCUCCUACUCCUCAGAAGAGUGAGGAAGAUGAGGCUCUGAAGGCUCACCGGGAGGCCAACCCGGAGCGCACUGCAAGCGGUCGGGUGCAGCGGGCGUCGGCGCAGGUCGCUAACUUCCACCUCGCCGAGAUCGCCAACAACGAGCUGCCCAAAGACUGGCCCAAGAGGAAGUUCCAGUCCGACCUGGUGCCGGAUGACAAAAAGUUGAAAUACGCCCGACCCGGUCUGCCUGCCUUCAGUCAGGAGGUUCUGAGGAAGUGGAAGAAUGAGGUGAAGCUGCAAAGGAAGGUUCAGUGUCCGAACCAGGGUUGUGGCUCCACCUACACCAGUGUGUCUGGACUCAAAGCUCACCUGGGACUCUGCACCAGGGGCGACUUUGAGGCUGGAAAGUACCGAUGUCUGAUCUGCAACAAAGAGUUUAACUCUGAAAGUGGAGUGAAGUACCACAUCAACUCUGUCCACUCACAGGACUGGUUUGUGACGAACAAAAAAGCCUCGAAGAAGUUUGAGAAGUUCCUGAAGAGCCAGCCCAAGGAGUUCAUCCAAAACGUGGAUAAGCAGAUCGUUGACCAGUACCACCACCAUCACCAACACCACCAACACCACCACCACCAACACUAUCAGCAGCAGCAGCAGCAGCAGCACCCCCAUCAGUCCAUGCAGCACCCUCUGCAGCCGCUGCACCACCUCCAGCACCAACCCCAGCUCCUGCACCCGGAGCACCAUCACCUCCAUCCCCAGGUGGAGCAGCCCGUGCUCCACUACACCUCUCUGGAGCCUCCUCCCGGCCCCGUGUGGGUGGAGAUGGAGCGGGUGGGAGACAUGCCGACGCCAGAGCAGGCUCCCAUCGAGAUGGAGAUGGCGGAUAGAGGCAAAGAGGACAACGGAGGGAUGGUGGAGGGCAAACAGAGAAAGAAGGAGAAGGAGGAGGAUGACGGGAAGCAGAAGGACUGCUUUGCUUUUGGAGGUGGAGGUGGAGGUGAAUCAGAGGUGGAGCAGCAGGACAGGCGGAGACAGAUGGACCAGUGGAAUCUGAAACGACCCGGCAUCAUGGAGACGCAUCCUGAGGCUGGGAAAGGACAGAGGAACACUUAAAAAAGCAGAGGCAGAAGAAGAGACCAUGGAGUGUUCCUCCGUCCUUUAUUAGCCGUGACGUAGAAGAGAACCACAGCACAGGUGAGAAGGCAGCUGAUGAUUUAACGUUGAUGGAAACCAUCACAACAACUGUGGAUAUGAGACUGAACACACUUCUGUGUCUCGAACUGGUCUUCAUUGUAUAGAGAACUGUCGUAUAUCUGCGUGUUUAUGUGUAACAGAUUAUUUUCUGCAACUUUAAGCGUGUCUUAUUCUUUUGAUAAACCUGUCUUUCAUGUUGACCUUAAAGGGAACCCUUAAGAGAGGCUCCAGUCGCUCUGAAAAGAUUUCGUGCCUCUUAAAGUAUGAUUUGUAUAACUACAUACUACUCAUCUUCACUUUUACUUACAACUUGUCUUUUCUGGGCUAACUAAUGUUAGAAGUGUCACUUUUUCUGGUAUAAUUGGAUAGAAAAAUGAUUCCUCUCACCAUGCUCCUUCCUCUGCUUUGUUUUCAUCCGUUUUUCAGUUUUUGAAACAAAGUCUGUUUGCAGCUCCUUGUCCUGUUCUUAUAGUUAAAGCAGGCGAAUCAAGGAAGCAAACUUACGGAAAAUAUAAAAAGUAAAGGCAGGACAUUUUGGGAAACAGUCCAAGCCACUCUUACGAGUUCAGAACAACAGCAAAAAAAGUCAAAUUGCUUUAAUUUUAUUCCCAUUUGUAUGGAAGUCCUUGAAAGCAAAUCUGAAACAAAAAUCUGUCGACGUGUCCUUUUAAAAGCAGCGUCAUUCCAUGCUACUGUCAGCCUUCCUCUGAUGUUACACUCUCAAUAUCUAAUCUCCAAAACACAGAAAACAACAACAACGUUUUUAAAGGAAGUUCAAUACUGGAUGUUAGCGUUUCAAUCUGUUCAAAAAACAGCCAAUAUUUGUAAUUGUUUAAAGAUGUGUUGGACUUUCCGAUUGCAGUAAUCCAUUUCAUUUUAGUUAGCUAAAAAAUAUCCAAACUAAAUGUCUUUUUACCAGUUUUUCUCUUAGCAUCGUAUUUUCCCUUUCCUCAGCAUAUGUAGUUCAGUUUGACAUAAAUAUAAUGACAACUGACGGAGGAAAACCACAAGAUGUGUGUAGAAAGCUCGAUAAAUCGUGAGUAAGAAGAGCUUUUAUAUUAAUGAGUCUCACUUAGGUUUUUAGAUCCGUUUUCAACAUUCCAGCCAGGAGUUUAUCAACCAUAAAAAGUGGAAUAAAGCACAUAAAUAUAAUUGGUUUUCUUAACAGCUGAUCACAAAACAACAGCCAAUAAAUAUAAAUGUGACGUAUUGACAGUGACUGUGAUGAAGGAACGCUUACACACACAGCAUUUAACACGGACUGUUUUUAUUUCAGUUUAUUCCUCAGACAGAGUAUAUAACCGAUAGCAUGUAGCCUAAUGUUUAUGUACUUAUGCAUUCUGUAUCUACUAUAGUGAAUAUGGUUAUGGAUGGUUGUCAGUCAUACGUCAGUGUCGUCUUAACACUAUUUUGUAUUUGUUUUUUUUACAACUUUAAAGCAUUUCUGAAUGUAUUGAUUCCCUCCUCUGUUGUGCACUUCUUAAACCUUUAAAAACAAAAAAGGGAAAUCGGUUCAUUGAUUUUAAACCUGACAAACUAUAUUUACUGAUUCUGGUUAUAGUGCUUUACCCGUCAUUCCCUUUCAUCAGAUGCCUUUUGGAUACGUUUGAAAGAGAAAACUUCCUUGAACAUGGGAAGUAUUUCAAAAGCAUGUCGAGCAGAUGCAAAUAUCUAUUUAUUUUAUUCAUUUUAUUACCACUAUAAUGUAAUUUUACUUAAAUACUAACUGAUAAAAGCACUUUUUAAUAGAAGAAAUGUUCAUGCUUGCUCAGCGAAAACAGGAUGUUGAAUUUGUAGUUCCUUUGUCAUGUUGCAUCGUUUAAUAAGACUUAGAAGUUUUUCAUGAAGUUUAAAAGAGUUAUGGAGCUGCUUUUAAUCUUUGUUUAGUAGGAGUUAUUUUUAAUACUUAUAAUAAAAAUCACUGUUUUUUAACUUUAUGGUUUGUGACCCCUUGUAAUUAAACAGUAUGUACUUGCAACCCAUUGUCAGUGGUUGCAUGUUAGGGAUGCAAUUAUUUUCACUUUGGAUUCCUCUGACUUCAUAAUUGUUCUUUACAUUUAGAAAUAGUGGAAAAUGUCCGAGGGGAUGUCCUUAAAUGUCUUAUUUUGUCAGUCAAGAACCCUAAAAUAUCUGGUAAUAUGAUAUAAAACAGAAAAGCCUGAACACUCCACAUUUUAAAGGCUGAAAAUUGCAUUUUAUAUCCAUAUUUCCUUUCAGAAAUACUCUCUUUGCUUUUGAAAUACUUCCCAUGUCCUCCUAUGCUUGUGACCAAAUCUCUAUCACUGAGCGUGCACUUUGAACAGUUUGACGGCACAAAGGAAGCAGCUCUCACAUUCCCCUGCUUUGUUAUUGAAGAAAGAGUCAAAGCGUUAAUAUUUGAGUGCUCUUUUCUACCAGUAAUUCAAGAAUUGAAACUCCAUAUUUCAUUUUUUCAUGGCCAUUUGCACUUGUUGUCUCACUGCUGUUUUUUAUUUACAGUCUCAUGCACAUUACUUUAAUCCAGAUUCACUCAAAAUCCAACAUCUGUAUCGUGUUAUGUUUUGUAUUUUAGUGCCAAGAGAGGAGCUGUCAUACUGUAGGCAAUAGAAACCAAAACGACAUCAUUAUAUAAUGUAUUUUUAUUUAAUAGAGAGGACUAGUGGGAGGCAUUCAAUUUAAAUCCACUUACGGGGGUUGAGUAAAAUAGUGUUAUUAACUCUGUGGUAAAGAACCUCUGUGAAUUAAUGGAAAAUGAAGAAAAUAAUGAGAAUUUGUCCUGAUGUUUUUAGCCUCAUACAUCCCCAAUUAUACAGUCUAUAUAAUCUUGUUAAUAAUCUUCUGUUAUUCGUAAACACACGAAGCAGCACUUCAUUUUUCCAUUUUGUGGGACAUGAUUUAUAUUCAGUAGGUUAUAAUCUCAGCGUUACAGAUCUGCACAUUUAAAAUGAUACUACUUGUUUUUUUUAGAAGUGACGUGCUGCUAUUUCGUAGUACCAGCAUUGUUAUAACCACAGAUGAUUAAAAGUUUAAUUAAUGGUCA